Molecule: messenger RNA, 2043 nt
Organism: Salvelinus sp. IW2-2015
Lineage: Eukaryota; Metazoa; Chordata; Actinopteri; Salmoniformes; Salmonidae
Source: RefSeq, a predicted model, not a curated record
UGAACAGUGCAAUGCAUUCUGACGUUUCUCUCGCUCACAUAGCUGUUGAGGUUGAGGAGCGAAGCUUGCGCAGUUCUGCAUGAAAUUACUGAUAAUUCAAAGGCGCGCGCCGAGAACACCAUGCAUCCCGAUUUGGAACGACCUGGAGAGGGGGUGUCCAUACCUUUCAUGUGCUGUCGGAGAAAACACUUUGCGUAAUUUACCCAGGAAUGCACCUUGAAGAAGGCAGCCAUUCUGGAGUGGGGCGCUUUAUUUUAAAACAGUGGGUCUUUUCCAGUCAGUUUCUGCUUCAACAAUCUGUUUUCAAUAAGGAUGAACAGGAAAUCUAAUCAAGGCUGGAGAUAUCAAAGUGAAAAUGUUACUGUAGGAAAUAAAGUGGAGACUGUGGCUGUGCGCAUUCUGGUUUCUCCCAACGAAAGCAAGUAGUCUAUAUGGUUACGCGCACGUUGUGCUUUGUGAGAACAAGACAUCAACCAACCGAAGAUGGUUCUUUGUGCUUUAAUAUUAGCUUUGGCUGACUUGAAUUAAAAAAUAACUGUAGGCCUAUAGAACAUCCGUGGAAUUGACCGUUUAUUCCCCACCGUUCAAAUGCUGGAAUGGCUAGUGGUUUUGUGUAUUCUGAUUCUGGUGGCCGUUAUUUGGCCAGCUUCGAAAUAUUUUGGUACCCAGGGCGAGCCAGACGCACUCCUCCAGAGGCUCGGAAUUUCACGGCGGCAAACGAAGGAGAGGGUCUCGGAGAGGUGCGUCUCAGACCGGGAGGUCCCGGGGGACUGGGCUAAUGCCCAGACACCGGACUUGGAAGGUGAGAAUAAAGUCCCCGCUGUUGCSCUGAUAUGCAAACCCUCGGCGCUGGCCAACUAUCUCCUCAAACACUGCAGGACUUUCAGCAAUUUCACGGCRUGCACCGGAUGGACAUGGCGGGCGAGUGCGUUUCUUCAGACCGUCUACGGCGCGUGCUGGCCGUACAAGAGCCGGGUGCAUUUCGUGCGGGACUACUUGCAGUUGAGUGACGAUGGUCUCGUGGCACUGGACUGGGCAGUGUCGGUGGCCGGUGYGUCGUACCAGAAACGGAGGAGAACCUCGAGUAAUUCCACGAGCCCUAUCCUCCUCAUCAUACCCAACUCUUUCGGGAAAAUCACUAGAAAUGUGCUGAAGCUCUGUGAGGUGGCGUUGUCCCAUGGCUACCUACCCGUGGUGUUUAACCGGCGCAGCCACAACGCCACCCCCCUCAGCACCGUCAAGCUGCAGCAGUUUGGCGACCCAGGGGACCUACGCGAGGCCGUGCGCUACAUGCGCUACAGGCAGCCCGUGAGCCGGCUGUACGCGGUGAGYGAGAGCACSGGGUCCGGYCUCCUCCUCKCCUACCUGGGAGARUGUGGUUCAUCCAGCUACGUGACGGCCGCCGCCUGCCUCUCGCCAGUGUUCCGCUUGCCAGACUGGUUGAGAAAGGACCCAUCUGGCCCCUACACUGGCUCUGGUGGACUUACCAGAAGAUAUGCCCAACAGGAGGUGCUGUUCUGCCCUAAAGGAGCCCCGGCCAUAGCAGCGGGCACCAGCAGCAGCAGUGGGGGAGCCUGGGAGGCCUACUGGGAACGCAAUGAACCCCUCCGGGAYGUAGACGAAGUCGCCAUCCCYGUUCUGAGUGUCUGUGCUCAGGAUGACCCUAUCAGAGGAGACCCCCAGUCUACCCUACCCCUGGAACUCUUCGAGAGCAACCCCCACUUCUUCCUGCUGCUGACCACCAGGGGGGGACACUGUGGCUUUAACACCCAGGAAGGGAGUGCUUUCUCUGGGGGAGUGACCGGUGGAGGGUCCCCUGGGACUAGCUGGAGCCACCAGGCCCUGCUGGAGUUCUUCAGGGCCACCACGGACUUCAUUGCGGCAGAGGAGAGGGCUAAGCAGGCUGUCAGACGAAGGGGCCUAGGGGGUAGCAGCCAGGGCAAAGUCUUCAGACAUCGUAGUGUCAGUACCUGUAAGAGGCUGCCCGCAUGCUCACAUAAUAUACACACUAUCUACAACUGGCAGAGGUCUUAUACACGAUGA